Penicillium oxalicum is the source of this 1485-nucleotide messenger RNA. Its product is annotated as putative oxalate decarboxylase. Bases 1 to 1485 code for a protein of 494 amino acids. The transcript has 7 exons. The record is from RefSeq and is a predicted model, not a curated record. Gene Ontology annotation, biological process: oxalate metabolic process. NCBI's taxonomy places the organism in Eukaryota, Fungi, Ascomycota, Eurotiomycetes, Eurotiales, Aspergillaceae.
AUGAAGACCAUCAGCUUCACAUUUGCUCUAUACUCGGUCUCUGCUCUUCUACCGAUUGCAGAGACUGCUCCUACUUCGAAAAAAGACAGUUCCCCGGCCAAUCCUAGCUUGAGAGGCUCGUCAGAGCUUGUCGGAUACUCGCCAACUGAAGUUGUGGCGAAUAGUCCCAAGCCGGAUAUCAAGUAUAAACUCUCGCAAGGACAGAAAGAGAAUGCAAAUGUUGGGGCAUACUUGGAUUUCGAAAAUGUUGCAAAUCCGCAACCUAUUCGAGGAAGCCGCGGCAGUGAUGAUCCUGGUCCACGAAACUACUACUAUGACCGCAUCAACAGUGACAAGUUGGCACCGCCCGGAACCGAUCAUGGGUCGACAAUCAACGCGCAGUGGCCGAUGGGGCUCAGUCACAACAGACUAGGACUUGACAAUGCCGGUUGGGCCCGACAGGAGAACACCGUCGUGAUGCCCGAUGCCACAGACAUGGCCGGCGUGGACAUGCGACUCGAGCCAGCGGCGUAUCGCGAGCUACAUUGGCACGUGGCUGCGGAAUGGUCCCUCGUAUUGAAUGGAUCUUGCCGAGUCCAGGCCAUUAACGAAGAUGGAGAAACCUUCGUGGACGACUUACAAGCUGGUGAUGUCUGGUUUUUCCCUCCCGGGAUUCCUCACUCCAUUCAAGCACUUGAUGACGGCGUGGAGUUCCUUCUGGUCUUUGACCAAGGAGAUUUCAACGAAGAUAACACUUUCCUCGCAUCAGAAGUCUUCAUGCAUAACCCGCGAGAGGUGUUGGCGAAGGACCUGGGAGUCCCCAUGACCGCCUUCGACGACAUACCCACCGAGGAGCUGUACAUCUUCAACGGUACCCCCGCCCCAGAGCACAUCGAGGACCAGAAUGUAACGACAUCAGCCGGAGUAGUUCCCCGGUCGAGAAGCUACUCGUAUCAUUUCUCUCAGCAACCAGCACAUGAAGUCGCGGGAGGUUCGGUGAAAAUCGUUGAUCCGCUCACUUUUCCUAUUGCGAGCAACUUCUCUGCGGCUGUGGUGACGGUUCACCCAGGUGGAAUGCGCGAAAUUCACUGGCACCCUUCUAGCGAUGAGUGGACGUUCUUCAUCGGAGGUCAGGGCCGGGCAACACUCUUUACCCCUCCCGAUGCAGCGACGACGUUUGAUUACCGCGCCGGAGACGUGGCUUACUUUCCAAAGUCCAACAGCCAUUAUAUUGAGAAUACAGGUAGCGAAGACUUGAUUUUCCUGGAAGUGCUGCAGGCACCCAAAUUUACAGGUGAGUCCACCGAUCCUUUUCGAGGUAUUUUGCUCUGGAUCGCUAACUUGGAUAACGCGAAAAAAAAAGACAUGGCGCUGGGUCAGUGGAUUGCAUCCACCCCAAGACAGAUAGUCAAGGACACUUUGCACCUGAGCGACAAUACACUUGAUCAACUCAAGACUGAAAAGCAAUAUGUCGUUGCUGGCGAGCCCAAAGCCUCGGCAAAUUAA